Aaosphaeria arxii CBS 175.79 is the source of this 1852-nucleotide messenger RNA. Its product is annotated as dimethylaniline monooxygenase. Bases 127 to 1614 code for a protein of 495 amino acids. The transcript is spliced from 2 exons. Lineage: Eukaryota; Fungi; Ascomycota; Dothideomycetes; Pleosporales. The record is from RefSeq and is a predicted model, not a curated record. Gene Ontology annotation, molecular function: flavin adenine dinucleotide binding; NADP binding; N,N-dimethylaniline monooxygenase activity.
CAAUUCUUCGAGACUCUUUCAACCGCAGAACUUGCGCUUUGCUUUUCCGCGCGGGGAUUGAAUAAAUACGUACGUUGUCGAAAGGGGUGACAGUCAACCGAAAGGAAAAGAGUUAUCACACCCAAUAUGGCUAUUCAAUCAUCGCCGCCAGCACCACCAGCACGGCCAUACAAAUCCGUCGCCGUGAUCGGUGCAGGUCCCUCCGGUCUCUCCGCCGUGAAAGCUCUCAACGACGAGAAAGCAUUUGACGUAAUCCGAGUAUUCGAGCGGCGUGAUCGCGUGGGCGGAACAUGGAUCUACGACCCAGAACCCACGCCUUUCCCCUCGCCAUCCGUGGACCCAGCACCCGCUUCCAACACGCCCCCGGAAACAUUACCUGCAUUCACUUCCCCUUUACCGGAAGAUGCGACGCGCCGCACGGGACUGUACUCGUACCUCGACAGCAACGUGGGGAUCGAGGCGAUGGAGUUCACGUACGCCUCGCACCCGAAGAUCAAUUCCGCGCUGUCGAUCCGGCGCUUCGGGUUCGAUAACCCGACGAGGCCGUGGCAGGUGGUUGCGGGGUACUUGGAGGAUAUCUUCGCGAAGUACGUGCAUCAGGUGACGUUCGACACGACGGUCGAGAGGGUGAGCAAGGAUGUCGUGACGGGGAGGUGGGAUGUCGUGCUCCGGCGGUCGGGGGUGUCGUGGAAGGGGGAGCAGCGCGAUCACUGGUGGACCGAGACGUUCGAUGCAGUGGUCGUUGCGACAGGGCAUUAUAACAUUCCGAAUAUCCCCGCCAUACCUGGGUUGCAGAGUUGGUACGACCUGUGGCCGGAGAGGUUGGAGCAUUCUAAGCAGUUUCGCAGUCGGGAGGAGUACUCGGGAAAGUCCGUCGUGGUUGUUGGUGGCAGCGUGUCGGCGUCUGAUUUCGUGAUGGAUUUGCACAGGAGUGUGAAAGCGCCUUUGAUAAUCUCGCAGAGGGGAUUGAAUGCGAACCCCGCGCUGGAGAACGUGUGGAAGAUUCCGCAUGUCGUGCAGAAGCCGACUAUUGCGAGGGUGACGACUGAGAAUGGAGGAACCGUUGAGUUCAGCGACGGGACAAAGGCUGUUGGCGUCGACAAGAUUAUCUUUGCCACGGGUUACCGACUUUCGUACCCAUUUUUGGUGCCGAAUCCUGUCACGGACAAGAACCGUCUUGCUGGGUUCUACCGGCACGUCUUCAAUAUCGAGGAUCCAUCGCUCACUGUCAUCGGCCAGGUUCGAGCGGCGUUGUCUUUACGAAACUACGAAUACCAAGCCGUGGCUGUCGCUCGAGUCCUAGCUGGUCGAGGCAAUUUACCUUCUCAAGCAGAGCAGAAGGAUUGGGAAGAGAAGCUGCUAGCCGUGCGAGGCCCAACACAUCAGUUCCACACUAUUGCACCUGAUUUCAAGGAGUACUUUGAUGGGCUAAGGGCGAUUGCUGGCCCUCCUGCGGAAGGCAGCGAAGGAUAUGAAUUGCCGCCGUAUGAUGAUGAUUGGACGCUUAAAGGAUUCAGAGUGCUUGAGCUGAAGGAUCAAUAUGCACAGAGAUUGCUAGCCAAGAACGAUGGAAGCGGAUUGGCAGAUGAAGGAAGACUGCUGGCCAAGUUGUAGACCUACAUAUUCACGAUUAGCCAAAGGUCUAUUGACUCCUUUGUUUGCUGUCCUUAUCGAGCCGCCCGUCGGGCCCCAAAUGACCUGGUGUAGGUAUCGAAUCACAAGUGCAAGUACGUCGACUCUAGCGCAGUGAAAUAAAUUGACCCUAAGAGUACACGCCGUUAAAUGGAUCGCGGUUUUGCCAUCAAAUGUGCCAUUAUCUACCAUCCCCACCAAUGCACCCUCCGCCGCGCGG